AUGAAUCGGUACAAGGUCCUUAGGCAGCAAGGAGACGGCACAUACGGCAAUGUUUGGAAGGCCGUGAACCUCCAGACCAACGAGACGGUGGCCAUCAAGAAGAUGAAGCGCAAGUUUUUCAGCUGGGACGAGUGCAUGAGCCUGCGCGAGGUCAAGUCCCUGCGGCGGCUGAGCCACCCCCAUGUUGUGAAGCUGAAGGAGGUCAUUCGGGAAAAUGACGAGCUGUUCUUCGUGUUUGAGUUCCUG
Monoraphidium neglectum is the source of this 246-nucleotide messenger RNA. RefSeq lists its product as hypothetical. The record is from RefSeq and is a predicted model, not a curated record. The transcript is spliced from 4 exons. Gene Ontology annotation, cellular component: cytoplasm; nucleus. Gene Ontology annotation, molecular function: ATP binding; protein serine/threonine kinase activity. The annotation marks the transcript as partial. Lineage: Eukaryota; Viridiplantae; Chlorophyta; Chlorophyceae; Sphaeropleales; Selenastraceae. Gene Ontology annotation, biological process: intracellular signal transduction; protein phosphorylation.